UCCUACCCGCCGUCGUACCGUGUCUGCGGCUGCGCUCAUCCUGCACCGCCGUCGUCCGUGUCUCCCCCGAUCCUCCUCCCGCCGUCGUCCGUGUCUGCCCCUCUUCCCUCCCCGUCGUCCAGCAGUAGUACCACCAGCAGCAUUAGCAGUAGUAGUAGCAGCAGCAGUAGCAGCAGCAGUAGCAGCAGUAGUACCACCAGCAGCAUUAGCAGCAGUAGUAGCAGCAACAGUAGCAUCACAAGCACCACGCAAAAAAUCAGUAGUUGGGGGCAGCAUGCACCCAGCAACCGACCAACAGUAGUUGGUACAGCAUCACCAGCAGCCACCCACAGUAGUUGCAGCACUCAGCCAGCACGCAGCCAACAGUAG
Priapulus caudatus is the source of this 369-nucleotide messenger RNA. RefSeq lists its product as uncharacterized. The transcript is spliced from 3 exons. The annotation marks the transcript as partial. Lineage: Eukaryota; Metazoa; Priapulida; Priapulimorpha; Priapulimorphida; Priapulidae. The record is from RefSeq and is a predicted model, not a curated record.